UAACCCACUUUCUUUUACACUCCUUCACUUACUUUCUUUCCAUCAAAUUCCAUCCCGCAAUCAUCAACAGAUUGAUUCCACAUACUUCGGACAUCCAAACAACCUUCUAGGAACAUAAUCACGUGUGUAACACUUGGUACCCUCGUUCUGCUUGAUCAUCGCUUGAUGAUUCUGUCCAUGUUCAUCAAAAGGACAGCAGAAUCAACACAAUCCAUCAACAGCUCAUCACCUGUUGAGUGAUUCAUCAAGCAAACCAUCCCAAACAUCAAGUUACCACCCUUGUUAUCAUUAUAAAUUCAAUCCACACGCCAAAAUGUCAGGAAACGCUUCACCUGGCACAAGUCACUCACCAACGUAUUAUUACUUCAAUACCACAAUGGCACCAUUCGAAACCAAGAUGAAUUCCCUUCAACGAGGACCAAAAUCUAUCUUGACCAAUGCCACCGACAAUGAUCGAAGGUCACCUGUUCCCGGACAGAAAUUUGUUCACUUCGCUCCUAGAGCUAUUGACAACGAAAACAAUGAAUUCAAGACGAAAACGAAUAAUGAAAAACAGAAGAAAGAUGCCACCGCCUUCAAUAUUACCAGUAAUUCGAAGAGAAACCGAUUUCUUUCAUCGUCGGAACUGAAUAAGGCAGGUUCGUCCCGCACCGCCCUCGGCUCGACCCAAAUUAAAUCACCCCAUCGCGCGAUCCGAGAGAAACCAAGUGAACGACGUAGCAGAAUGAAAGUUGAGAUCGAGAAUAGUACUUCAUCCCAAGGUCGUCAAUUUAAGCUUCUUGCACCCAAUACUGCAGCUCAAUACAUUCCUCGCGUCCCGAGCCCUCCAAUGAACCGAGGUCCACCAGCAACACCCCGCCCUGCGCGAUUGCCUACACCCGAUCUUGAGAAUCCUCGAGAUUAUCCCCUCAAUUUCUGUGACUGUCUCAGAUGCUAUGAGGCUGGGAUGUUAGGGCGUGAUGUUGAGAGCAGGAGAGAGGUAUUGGCUUCUUCGAAGAUGGAAAAUCAAUGUGAGAUAUUUCCUCGGACGAGACUAUCAAGAGCUGACUCGCGUAGAUCAGGCCGCAACUGCCUACAUAAGAGAUAGGAGACCAGUAGUAAGAGAGCAAGGGCUAGGCCUUAUUGUCGUGCCCAGAGAGGAUUCUCACACAUGCAACUUAAUGGGCUUAGGGUACCCUCGAAACGUUGCCAUCAAUGCCUUAGAAGCGUAUGGAUACAAUUUUGAGGAGGUAGAUACCCCGGUCCGACACCGAUGUCGUUACUGAUUUUCGAGAAUAGGCAACCGUGUUCCUGGAAUAUGAUUAUUGAACUCGUGUGUUGGACGACUGAAACAUCAUUUUAUUUCUAGCUUCGUUGUCCAAACAAUCGGAUAUUUCUUAAGAGCGGGUUUGCUUCGGGAUCGUGCAUGGUGUGGCUCGUAUGCGUGAUAUUAUUUUAUCUAUCUUGAAAACAACUUCAUCUUCCUUGCAGCAGCAUAAUUCCCUAGCCUUACUUCGUGAAUGUUGAAAAGUGAUUCUUUCUCCCAGUGAAAUUCGAAUACCGGCACAGUCUUGUACAACAAAGCCAUCAUUGAAUAUGCGAAGGAUAGAAUGCAACGAUACGAUCCAGUGAAGCGAAUAGGACAGUUUCAAAGCCAUCCUUCGUUCAUGGUAACUAUUUAAUCUUCAUCCCUUUGGUUGUAUUUGGUUUAUUCCGGGAGUCGUGUUCGAACGGUCGAUAAUCCAUCUGCGAACAAAUAUUGGCAUCGCAUUUGACAUUUUCGCAGGUGUCAGAAUGCGCCGAACGGGCAGUACAUCCAGCUUCACAUCCACCUUUCAGACGAUAUUGUAGACGGCAACGUUUCUUUCACUCGCCCGACCGGGUAUUCGCUCAUUAUAUCAACCUCCCAAACAUCCUUUCGAAGUAAGACAAGUC
Messenger RNA from Sclerotinia trifoliorum, 1914 nucleotides. NCBI's taxonomy places the organism in Eukaryota, Fungi, Ascomycota, Leotiomycetes, Helotiales, Sclerotiniaceae. The record is from the annotation of a GenBank genome assembly.